This is a messenger RNA of Esox lucius (northern pike), 1551 nucleotides long. Its product is annotated as DUF3585 domain-containing protein. The coding region runs from base 182 to 763 and encodes 193 amino acids. Lineage: Eukaryota; Metazoa; Chordata; Actinopteri; Esociformes; Esocidae. The transcript has 6 exons. The record is from RefSeq and is a predicted model, not a curated record.
UUCAUUUUCUCUCCACGUGCGGUUGUUUUCUGAAGGCUACUGGUCCGAAAUUUCCACAUAAAUAUUUUGCAGCGUAUAGCCUACUUAUAUUUAUACAUUUAUUUGAGCAGGCUACUGUACGUGUUUCUCGGCAACUGAUUUGAAAGUAUCAAACAGGUCUGAGGUGGUUAUAACACAAGAAAUGGAAAAGAAGAGUAAAUCCUCCAAACAAUAUGGGUCUUUGGAACCAAACCGAUUGGACAGAGAAACCGAGAACGCGCAGGAAGAAAUUGUCUCAAUGGCAGACUCCACCAUCACAUUGGAUGAAAUCGAAGGGGAACUUUUCAAAAUUGAGCGGAUGCGUGAUGUUUUGGUACGGAGGGAAUCAGAACUAAGAUACAUGAUGGAUGACAUACAGCUUUGCAAGGAAAUCACAAGACUGAAAAAACAACUUCAAAAGCUGGUAUCGGUUCCAGACAUGGACAAAUCCAAAGAGGACUGGCAAAGGGAGGAGGAGCUACUGCAGCAAAUCCACAAGCUGGUGGAGACCAGGGAUUUCCUGGUGGAUGAUGUAGAGUUUGAGAGGCUCAGGGAGAGAGAGGAGGACAAAGAAAUGGCUGACUUCUUAAAGUCUAAUUUUCCCAAGAACUCAACCAAAAAAAACAACACAGAAGACCGCAGAAUGACCUCAAAAGCACAGCAGACUUCAUCCACUCCCUUCGCCGCAAAACCUGGCCUCACCCUUCUGAAGGAGUGCUGCGGUUUCACAUGCUCUAUCCUGUAGUUUCCCUGCUUCAUAGAGGGAGACAGACACUUUGUUGGUGUCUGUAUGUGUGUUGACUGGGCAGACAGGGCUCUCAUAUUUUGGGAGGUCUGGGAAUUUGUUUCCAUCCAGUCAUUUAUAACUGCUUUAAUUUCCUGAUUGGGUAUAGCUUAUUUGAGUCAGUUGUUUCCAUACAACAAGACCUCUUCAAUAUCACCACUCAAAAUGAAUUACCAUUCUACAACCAUGGUUUGUUUCCAAAAACCAGCAACAGUACUCCCAUUUAGACAGAGAAAAUAACAACAGGACCUCUGAGUUUUGUGGUUGUGCAACUUUGAUAUUCUAAAAUGUAUCUACUAAUUGUAUGUCUCUCUGUAUAAGAGCCUCUGCAAAAUAGUUAAAAUGUAAAUGUCUUCGGUCUCAUAUAUAUUUUUCUUAUCCGUAGCUAAUUGAUAUGGCUGGUAUAUAUUGCUGUUUUUAAAACCUCUUGUGUGAUUUCAUUGUGUGAGCGACCAUGUUUAUAAGCUCUGCAGAUAGUCAUUAAGCACCAAGUCAAUUCCAAUUGUCUUAUCUAAUGGACGUAAUUAGUGUCACUAUGACUGUGCAGUUAUCCUUCUGUAAUGCAUGAGUGUUGAACACAUCAUUCCCUCUUGCAUUGUCUAUACUGGCAUGACUGGCAAACUAUACUCACUGCUUACCCUUGCUAAAGGCCACUGUUUGCAUGACUCCCAUGCUACAGUAGGUGAGAAAACAUAUCUGUAAGUCAGUUGUCUCCAUGGUGAUUCAUACCUUGUCAUACAGAAACUCAC